Molecule: messenger RNA, 698 nt
Organism: Symbiodinium sp. CCMP2592
Lineage: Eukaryota; Dinophyceae; Suessiales; Symbiodiniaceae
Source: the annotation of a GenBank genome assembly
AUGGAGCUCUUCCGUAUAGGGGGCCUCCUCCCAGACACAAAUUAUCUCUUCCUCGGGGACUAUGUCGACCGAGGCUAUUUCUCGGUAGAGUGCGUGUCCCUUCUGCUGGCCUACAAGGUCCGGUACCGGGAACGGAUCACCAUUCUUCGGGGCAACCACGAGAGUCGCCAGAUCACGCAGAUUUACGGCUUCUUCGACGAGUGUGCUCGGAAGAAGAUGUUCACAGACUUGUUCGACUAUCUGCCCUUGACUGCCCUGGUCGAGAACCGGAUCUUCUCACAGCACGGAGGCCUCUCACCGAGCAUCGAGAAGCUAGACGAUGUCAGGAAGCUUGAUCGGAUACAGGAGGUGCCGCACGAGGGCGCCAUGUGCGACCUCCUGUGGAGUGAUCCUGACGAUCGUCUGGGCUGGGGCGUGAGUCCUCGAGGUGCGGGCUACACCUUCGGGCAGGAUGUGUCCGAGAAGUUCAACCAGUCGAACGGUUUGAACCUCAUCGCGAGGGCGCACCAGCUGGUCAUGGAAGGGUACAACUGGACCCAUGAACAGCAAGUUGUCACCAUCUUUUCUGCGCCCAACUACUGCUACCGCCACUUGGCCGCCAUCAUGGAGAUUGAUGAGCGGCUAGGGUCUCACUUUGUGCAGUUCGAUCCCGUCAUCGCCGAGACGGAAAAAGUCACCAAGGACCGCAAUCCCCGAAG